UGGAGAUGGCCGGAAGGACAGUUCCACGCUGUGGUGGACGUGGGGGUGGGGACGGGACAGGACACCAACAUGCUCCACACCCACCCACAGCUGGCCAGGCCCUCACCCGGGAGACCGGGCCAGGACCCUCGGUCUCAGGCUCCAGGGACGGCCACGAGGCUGCUUGACCUUCUGUCCAGCAUCCCCCAGGCAGAGCAGGGGAACCCCAGGAGCGGCGAGGGCGCCCCGGUUCGCAGCCUGCUGCAGAGGUCUCAGAGCGCGAGGCAGACGUCCAAGAAGGACCACAGGCCCCGGCGGAGGAGCAAGAAAGCCCAGAGCUGCGCGGAGGCCGAGGAUGUCUUCGCUGCUCCCCGGAAACCUUCCUUCCCCUUCCAGUGGGCCUGGGAGAGCUUCAUUACAAGUGCCUCCGCGGGGUCCCAGCCCAGCGGCCCCUCGGCCCCCGGCCCCCACGCCCCGCCCUUCCCCCAGCUCAGGUCCCGGCGCGGGUCCGUGGCCAGCCUCCCGGACGCCCUGGGCUUCUGCCAGAAGAUGGAGGUGCAAAGCCCUGAGAGGAGGCAGCAGCUGGGGGCCUGGAGCCCCUCACCUCCGGGCAGAGGGGAGAACCCAGGGCUGGAGGUGCCCAGCGAGCGAGCCCUCUGGCCGACGGGGAAGCCGGCAGGACCCGCGCUGGAGUGGGAGGGGGAGGCCAUGGGCACCGAGGAGGAGCCCGGGAGGGACCUGAGCCCCCGCCAGCUGCCCCAGCUGCCCCGCAAGGGGCUGCUGUCCGAGGAGGACCAGUGCUCAGAAAUGACGGAGGAGGACGAGGACGAGGAGCUCGGGGCCCCCCACAGGAGGAGGCCCGGGCCCCCGACAAAGGGGCAGCACCCUGGGGACCCGCAGAGCUGGAGCCAGAGCCGCAGGAGCAGCCCCAGCUCCGGCCACCUCCCCGGGGCCCAGAGGAGGAGGCGGAAGGCCCGGGAGCUGGAGGGGCCCUGGGACCUGGAGAUGCUGCGUAGGCAGCUGCAGCAGAACCUGGACUGCGGCCCCCAGAGGCAGCCCUGGAAAGCUCUCCAGACCCCCGUCCAGGCCUCUGACCGCAGCGGGAAGGCACACGUGCUGGGAGACGACGAGACGUUCCCGUCUGCCAGCCUCCCCAAUCGCACCUUCCACAAGCGACAGGAGGCCACCAGCCUGCUGCAGGCCUGGGAGCGGCAGCAGCAGGAGGAGCGGCGCCAGGCUGAGCUGCGGCGGGCCCGGGAGCAACGGGUGCAGCAGCAGGUAGCCCGCUGCCUGGCCACCUACGGGUCCCGCGCAGGCCGGAGGCCCUGGGCCAACCAGCGCAAACUGGAGGAGCUGAGGCGGCAGGAGCGGCAGCGCUUCACGGAGUACCAAGCCGAGCUGCAAGGCAUCCAGCAUCGGGUGCAGGCCCGGCCCUACCUGUUCCAGCAAGCCAUGCAGGCCAACGCCCGGCUCACGGUGAGCCGGCGCUUCUCCCAGGUGCUGUCGGCACUGGGCCUGGAUGAGGAUCAGCUGCUGGCUGAGGCUGGCAAGGGCGGCGAUGCGGAGGGCGCCUCCCGGAAACCCAGGAGCCACAGGUCCACGGAGACGAGCAGGCAGAGCCCAAGGAUGGAGCCCCCCAGAGGCCAGCCUGACAGGCACCCGACCCCCAGCGUGGACCUGGCGAGCGGUCCCCGAGAUAAAAAUUAAAGGUUUUGUGGCAAA
This is a messenger RNA of Oryctolagus cuniculus (rabbit), 1701 nucleotides long. Lineage: Eukaryota; Metazoa; Chordata; Mammalia; Lagomorpha; Leporidae. The record is from RefSeq and is a predicted model, not a curated record.